UGGUCUUUCUGAGCAUGCACGGCCGCCAGCGCAUGUGCAUCCGAGGCAAAGGCCGCAGACGCCAACAGGGCCCCGGCUGCGUUUGUAGGGUCAGGGCUGGGGACGGAGGGCUCCGGGUGCGAUGGAGCAGCUCGGGAAGAUGCGGGGGCCGUUGGCUCGGCUGGACGCCAUCCUCCGACACCUCUCCCCGCGGCUGGGAGCAGCCCCUGCUCCUACAAGUAUUCCUACUUCAGCCCAAGUUAGUGGUGUUCCUCAACCAGCGAGGUUUCGCUGUACCCUGGACAACAACGUCCUCACCACAGAGCAAAGGCAGUUCUACGAAGACAACGGGUAUCUGCUCAUUAAGAAGCUCGUUUCUGACGAAGACAUUGAGCGCUUCAGGAAGGAGUUCAUGAGAAUCUGUAAAAAAGAGGUGAAACUACCGGGAGCUAUGAUUAUGAAAAAUGAGUCCCUGAGAUCCCAGUAUGGACAGUCUGAAAAAGCAGUUAAUAAAAUCCAGGACUUCCAGGAAGAUGAAGAGUUGUUCAGAUAUUGUACUCUGCCAGAGGUCCUCAGAUACGUUGAGUGCUUCACAGGGCCAAACAUCAUGGCAAUGCACACCAUGCUGAUAAAUAAACUUCCAGAUUCUGAUAAGCAGACUUUUCUCCACCCCAUGCAUCAGGACUUGCACUAUUUCCCCUUCCGGCCUGCGGACCGCAUCGUGUGCUCCUGGACCGCCAUGGAGAGGGCCGACCAGGACAACGGCUGCCUGGUCGUGCAGCCAGGGACACACAAGGAGCCCCUGAAGCCUCACGGCUACCCAAAGUGGGAGGGUAAAGUCAACAAACUUUUCCAUGGGUUGCUUCAUGAGGAUGAGAAGAGACCCAGGGUUCACCUUGUCAUGGAGAAGGGAGACACGGUGUUCUUCCAUCCCCUGCUCAUCCAUGGCUCUGGGAUAAACAAGACAUCAGGUUUCCGAAAGAGUAUAAGCUGUCACUUCGCCAGCUCAGAGUGCUACUACAUUGAUGUCAAGAACACGACCCAAGAGCACCUAGAGACAGAAUUGGUAGAAAUGGCUCACAAGAAAUACAACUUGACUUCUGUGGAACUCAGGGAUAUUUGGAACUUCCGAGCACGCCUCGUGCAAGGGGAAAGAAUUAACCUGUAGAAAAACCUCUGAAGACCUGGAUGGAUGACAUGUGCCUGAGAAUGAGCUUCUCUGAUCAGAGAGUGCAGACCUUGCCUUGGCAGGCAGAAUUGUGUGUACUUUGUUGACCUGUGUAUUGGUAACUUAGCCAAAUGCUGCAGCACAAAAUCAUUUUAUGCUAAUACAAAAUAAUUGCACUGAGGUUGAACAGCUGAUGUACGUUAAAGAAAACCUAACCUAGAAAACCAGAGAUUUGCUGUGGUUAUCUUAGACAGUUGAAGAAUUAGGGUCUUGAAAGAGCACCUUGAUUUUCUUGAUGUUUUCAUUCUUAUCUUUCAGAAGUUUCUCACAUGACAUAACUUUGGAAUGAUGGUGUACUAACAUAAGAUUUUAUACAAGGGUAUAUUUUUAAAUGUUUCCAACUCCCUUUUCUAUGCGAAAGAAUAAAGUGAAUCGGAGUUUCACGCAA
Molecule: messenger RNA, 1595 nt
Organism: Tyto alba (common barn owl)
Lineage: Eukaryota; Metazoa; Chordata; Aves; Strigiformes; Tytonidae
Gene: PHYH
Product: phytanoyl-CoA 2-hydroxylase
Exons: 9
Coding region: 122-1147 (341 amino acids)
Biological process (GO): fatty acid alpha-oxidation
Molecular function (GO): phytanoyl-CoA dioxygenase activity
Source: RefSeq, a predicted model, not a curated record